CUUCCCAUCAACGUAACCAUAGGUAAGUGGAUUUGACUGCACUUACAAGUUUUCGGAAUAAAAACGAGGGGCAUAUCAACUGAUUUCCGUUCAAAACUAUUCGAACCAUGAGACGCGUAGUGUCAACUAUUUCUUGUUCCUAAUUUUUUUUUAAAUUUAUAAGAAUGAGGUCUUACGUUGAAAUGUCAUUUGCCAAAAUCAGGAAAAUGUGUUUGUUAAUUUAAUUUUGUAAAUAUAUGAGUGUUUUUGUUAGAUAAAAUGGAUGCGUUCAUGGAUUAUUAUUUCGAAGAGGUGUUCUGUGAUUUGGAUCGUGACAGUUUAAAUGAACGGUACAAAAGGCGGGAACUUGUUGAAUAUUUUAAUUCUGUUAUAUCUGGAUGUGCUAAAGGACAAAACGAAUCUGAUAAUGUGACAUGCAGGAACUUUGUAACAUCAGCAUUACGUUAUCAUAAUAAUUGCAAAUCGAAAAAUGGCGAUGUAUGUUUCAUGGGGAAAUAUCACAACUUACUGUACAUUGCAAUGAAAUUAUCAUUUGAUUGGAGUCUACAAGAUAACGGUGUGGUCGCAGCCCUAUUAGAUGAACUGUACGCUUGCGAAGGAACUUUUGAGAGGAUAUUUUUAGGCGCUAUUUUUGGUACUUCAGCACCUUAUUUCUUGGCGGGAUGGAAAUCAGACUUCAUGGAUAGAGAAGAGAACGUAUCAGCACUUGUAUUCUUCCUCGAUCACGCGACUAAUGCGAAUUUGGAGUUCAAAGAUGGAAAUAAAACAUAUCGAUUUAUAGACGUGCCUUUAGAAAGUUGUGGGAAAGCGUCACCAGUCAGGGUUGUCAUACAAAUGGGUGCCGCUGAAAUAUUGAUGAUAUUACUUCGUUUUGGAGCAAGAAUUACAUCAGACCAUGUUUCAACUAACCCUAUUGAAUCUAUAUUAGAUCGAUUAAAGGAAUAUAAUAGGAAAUAUCCUUAUGAAUUGGUCACUUGUUUGAAAUUAGCACUAAGGGCAGUCCCUAGGUUGCAUUUAACAGUUGAUAAGGCAGCAUUUAAGCAUCUAGAAUUGCCUGAUAAUUAUAAUUAUGAUCGGAAAAUUGCAUUGGAAAAGUAUAAUGAUAUUUUAGAAGAUCAUUUAUUGCCUAGUUCUAGAUGUGGCUUGAGACCUGUGGAGCUGAAACAUUUAUGUAGAUGUCUUAUACGACAGAUGUUGUGGACGAAUUUUGAAUUACCAUUUGGUAUUCAUAAGUUACCUAUACCGAUGCCGUUGAAAAAAUAUUUAGAUUUAUUAGAUGAUUAGUUUAUAUAUAAGGUCAAUGAUAUUAAAUAUUUUACUACGAGGAUUAAUUUCAAUCAGUUUCUCUUGCUACAUAUUAUUCCAAAAUCUACGUCAAUGAAGUAACUAGAGGUUAUAAAUAUUAUAAACUAUAUUUUA
This is a messenger RNA of Papilio xuthus (Asian swallowtail), 1419 nucleotides long. RefSeq names its product SOCS domain-containing protein stops (gene stops). The record is from RefSeq and is a predicted model, not a curated record. The coding region runs from base 259 to 1284 and encodes 341 amino acids. The transcript has 3 exons. Gene Ontology annotation, biological process: intracellular signal transduction. Lineage: Eukaryota; Metazoa; Arthropoda; Insecta; Lepidoptera; Papilionidae.